GCGACGUCACAGCAACGUCACUCACAUCGCUUCGGCCCGGUCGCUCGCCUCACUAGCUCGGUGUGACGUCACCGAGAAGCCCUCCCGGUAACGACAGGAGAGGCUUAUGAGCCCCGGUAACCGUCUGUGGGAAAAAAAGCGGAGACUCUGAGCAUCCUGUGACUGGAGAGCAGCAGCCAGGCUUAACACACAACAGGAGUCAAAAUGGCAGAAGCCCACCAGGCGGUGGCAUUUCAGUUCACAGUCACUCCAGAUGGCAUUGAUCUUCGUCUGAGCCAUGAGGCACUGAAACAGGUCUACCUCUCCGGGCUACGUUCCUGGAAGAAGAAGAUUGCUCGGCUCAGGAACAGUUUUGUUACUGGAGUUUAUCCAGCUAGUCCGUCAAGCUGGCUUUUCGUCGUGAUCGCUAUCAUGGGGACCAUGUACGCCCGGGUGGAUCCAUCCAUGGGAAUGAUUGGAAAGAUCAAAGAACAUCUUCCUGUGAAUGGCUAUCUAUCUCAUCAGGGACAGAGCAUCCUAAGUGCUCUGCUCUUUUCUACAGGCCUUUGGUUUGUGCUCAUCAUGACCAUGAGAUACAUUCUGAAACAGCUCCUGUCCUACCACGGCUGGAUGUACGAGCAGCACGGCAAGAUGUCGGCCACCACCAAACUAUGGCUGACGUUGGUAAAGAUCUUCUCAGGUCGGAAGCCCAUGCUGUACAGUUACCAGGCGUCUCUUCCUCGUCUCCCUGUUCCAAAAAUUAAGGAUACGACGCAGAGGUACCUGGAGUCUGUCAGGCCUCUGAUGAAUGAUGAGGAGUUCAAGCGCAUGACCGCAUUGGCCAAGGAUUUUGAAGUGAACCUGGCUCCUCGACUGCAGUGGUACCUGAAGCUGAAAUCCUGGUGGGCGUCCAACUACGUGAGCGAUUGGUGGGAAGAAUAUAUUUACUUGUGUGGCCGGGGUCCCAUAAUGGUUAACAGCAACUAUUAUGCAAUGGACUUUUUAUACGUUACCCCAACGCCAAUUCAAGCAGCCCGGGCAGGGAACGCGGUCCACGCUAUUCUGUUGUACCGCCGCAAACUCAGCCGCGAAGAGCUGAAACCGAGCAGGGUCCCAGGAUCUAUUAUCCCGCUGUGCUCGUCCCAGUGGGAGCGCACCUUUAACACCACCCGCAUACCCGGAGAGGAGACAGAUACAAUCCAUCACUACACGGACAGCAAACACAUUGUGGUGUAUCACAAGGGCCGCUUCUUUAGAGUGUGGGUGUAUCACGGCGGACGCAUGCUCAACCCUAAGGAACUUGAGGCCCAAUUUCAGCACAUCUUGGAUGACACAAGCCCACCUCAACCUGGGGAAGAGAAACUGGCCGCUCUAACUGCCGGAGACAGGACCCCUUGGGCCAAAGCUCGCAAAGCUUAUUUCCGGAGUGGAAAGAACUUACAGUCCCUGGAUCUGGUGGAGAAAGCCGCUUUCUUUGUCACUUUAGACGAAGACGAACAGGGGCUUCGGUCCGAGGAUCCCGUGAAAUCUUUGGACGCCUAUGCGAAAUCUCUUCUGCAUGGAAAAUGCUACGACAGGUGGUUUGACAAAUCCUUCACUUUGAUUGUGUUCAAGAACGGAAAGGUGGGAUUGAACGCCGAGCAUUCGUGGGCCGAUGCUCCUAUUAUGGGACAUUUGUGGGAGUCUAUGCUGGCCACCGACUGCUUUCAGCUUGGCUAUAAUGAAGACGGACACUGCAAGGGUCAGGCCGACUCGACGUUGCCCGUACCGCAGAGGAUGCAGUGGGAGAUCUCCCCUGAGUGCCAGGAGGUCAUCCACGAUUCCCUGAGCGUAGCCGAGGCUUUGGCAAACGACGUGGAUUUCCAUGCUUUCCCCUUUAAAGAAUUCGGCAAAGGUUUGAUAAAGAAGUGCAAAACCAGCCCCGAUGCCUUCAUCCAAAUUGCCCUUCAGCUUGCGCACUACAGGGACAAAGGAAAGUUCUGCUUGACAUACGAGGCGUCAAUGACCAGGCUCUUCCGAGAAGGAAGAACAGAAACCGUGCGUUCGUGUACUGUUGAAUCCUCGAACUUUGUCAAGUCAAUGGUGGAUCCAUCUCAAACGAACGAGGAAAGGUUGAAACUUUUCAGACUGGCAGCAGAAAAGCACCAGAUGCUUUACCGUAACGCCAUGACCGGAGCUGGAAUCGAUCGGCAUCUCUUCUGCCUUUACGUUGUAUCAAAAUAUGUCGGCGUGGAUUCUCCAUUCUUAAAAGAGGUGCUAUCCGAGCCUUGGCGGCUCUCAACCAGCCAGACACCUAUUCAGCAAGUAGAGCUCUUUGAUUUGGUAAACCAUCCAGAGUAUGUCUCGUGUGGAGGCGGCUUUGGACCUGUGGCCGAUGAUGGAUAUGGCGUUUCGUACAUUAUCGUCGGUGAAAAUCUUAUCAAUUUCCACGUGUCCUGCAAGUUCUCCAGCCACGAGACGGAUUCUCACCGCUUUGGGGAAAACAUCCGCGGGGCUCUCCUGGAUAUUUUGGCCUUGUUCAACCUCAAGAGCACCUAAAACGCGGAGGCUUCCCCUUACGCCGAUCUCCGUACGACCCGGGAGCGAUACAGGGCUCAUUCUCUCAACAAGAACACACACUGGACUCGAAAGCCUGGCUUACAGGCGGAUUCAUUCAUGCAUCACAACCACGUCAUCCCAAUCCCAACCACGUACAAUCCCGCAGUUACAGAGCUGGUUUUCAGACGAGAGGACUUGCUUUAGGAAUUCAGACAGACCGCUGGUUCGUGGGCACGCGUGUUGCUUGUAAGAGAGGCGUGCGAAUACGUUGAUCGGAGAGCUGAGGAUUGCCAUUUGUGCGUCUCGUGCCUUACAUGCUUGUGGGGAACGUUUGUUUUUUGUGCUUCUAGUGACGUAUGCAGCAAAGCAAUGCAAUUUUUUCUAUACAUUUUGAUACUUGCCAAAUCGCAGCGAUCCUUUGC
Spea bombifrons (plains spadefoot toad) is the source of this 2939-nucleotide messenger RNA. It is a transcript of the gene CPT1C, whose product is annotated as carnitine palmitoyltransferase 1C. Gene Ontology annotation, biological process: fatty acid metabolic process; carnitine metabolic process. Bases 205 to 2517 code for a protein of 770 amino acids. Gene Ontology annotation, molecular function: carnitine O-palmitoyltransferase activity. Gene Ontology annotation, cellular component: mitochondrion. NCBI's taxonomy places the organism in Eukaryota, Metazoa, Chordata, Amphibia, Anura, Pelobatidae. The transcript has 19 exons. The record is from RefSeq and is a predicted model, not a curated record.